AGACAUUAAUCUUUUACCGCUUUAGCUUCUUGAAACGCACGCGUAUACACACACGCACGGGGCACCAACAGCGUUUUAAUUGUGCUUGUGCUUCAGAGGCCACACACAUAUACACUCAGUAGCCGCGCGUUCGUGAAGCUGAAUGAGAAGCUCAUACGAAGCUUCAGAGAAGCAUUACACUUACCAUUCCUUCCAUCAAUCAACAUCAUCUUCAAACACAACACAACAUGUCGAGAAGAUAUGAUAGCAGAACGACUACUUUCUCACCGGAAGGUAGAUUGUACCAAGUAGAAUAUGCUAUGGAAGCAAUUUCUCAUGCCGGUACAGUCGUUGGAAUUUUGGCAAAAGAUGGUGUUGUAUUGGCAGCAGAGAAAAAAGUUACAAGUAAAUUAUUAGAACAAGAUACAAGUAGUGAAAAGAUUUAUAAUCUUAGCGAUAACAUUCUUACCGGAGUCGCAGGAAUCACAGCAGAUGCAAAUUCUUUGAUCAAUUAUGCUCGUAAUGCUGCUCAAAAAUAUUUGUUAGCAUAUGACGAUGAUAUCCCAGUCGAACAACUUGCUCAACGAUUGUGCGAUUUAAAGCAAGGGUAUACGCAGUAUGGUGGUCUGCGACCUUUUGGUGUCUCACUAUUGUAUGCAGGUUAUGAUGCCCACCAUUCUUUCCAAUUAUACCACUCUGAUCCUUCUGGAAAUUAUUCGGGAUGGAAAGCAACAUGCAUCGGAAGCAACAACGGAACAGCAACAAGUCUACUCAAACAAGACUACAAAGACGAAUUCACCAUUCAAGAAGCCAUGUCUCUGGCUUGCAAGGUAUUGAGCAAGACCAUGGACGCAACCACUUUGGACAGCGAAAAGAUUGAAUUCGCAACACUUUCUCUCGAUAGCCAUGGCAAACCUCUUCCACGUAUCUUCAAACCUUCAGAUAUCACAAGACUACUACAGCGCGAGGGUUUGGCAAAGAAGGAGGAGGGAGAAGCAGGCGCUACCGGAGCAGACUCGAUGGCUGUUGAUUCAUGAUGUACUAGACACUGUAAUAAUUCAUUCUCUUAAAUUCAAACAUCACAAACUGAGUAUGCAAAGACUGCAGCGUAUUUUGUCAUAAGAAUAAUCGUAUUCACCUGAUAACACAGACCGAAAC
Meira miltonrushii is the source of this 1137-nucleotide messenger RNA. RefSeq names its product putative PRE9-20S proteasome subunit Y13. The record is from RefSeq and is a predicted model, not a curated record. The coding region runs from base 228 to 1016 and encodes 262 amino acids. Lineage: Eukaryota; Fungi; Basidiomycota; Exobasidiomycetes; Exobasidiales; Brachybasidiaceae. Gene Ontology annotation, biological process: ubiquitin-dependent protein catabolic process. Gene Ontology annotation, cellular component: proteasome core complex; proteasome core complex, alpha-subunit complex; nucleus. The transcript has a single exon.